UUGUUUUUUUUCCUGUUUUUUUGUUUGUUUCACAAAUUGUGAAAGGGAAACGUGUUCGAAGGCACAAGGAGAAGAAAAUGGCUUUCCUAAUGAAAAGUAUGAUAAGUAACCAGGUGAAAAAUUUGGGGCUUGGUGGAGGGGGCGAAGAAAGCAAAGAGGAAGCUGCUCCGAGUGACCCAGCUGCCGCUGCAGGAAUGACCCGGGAAGAAUAUGAGGAGUAUCAAAAACAAGUGAUCGAAGAGAAAAUGGAACGGGAUGCAGCCUUUGCACAAAAAAAGGCUGAAAGAGCCGUCCUGAGAGUUCACAUGCGAGAAAAGUACAGACUCCCAAAGAGUGAACUGGAUGAGAACCAAAUCCAAAUGGCCGGCGAUGAUGUAGAUUUACCAGAAGACCUCCAGAAAAUGGUGGCUGAAGAUCAAGUAGAAGAAGAAGACAAGGAUUCUAUUCUUGGACAGCUUCAGAACAUCCAGAACAUGGACAUGGACGCUAUUAAAGAAAAGGCCCAAGCUACUUUCACUGAUAUUAAGCAGGCAGCUGAACAGAAAUGUUCUGUCAUGUAGUAAAGACAUUUACAAGAUUUAUGUACAGAUGCCCAAUAGAAAUGGCGAGCCAUGGAUGCUCCCACUGGUUAUUUGCCACUCUCUACCCAUUUAUAAGGAGUUUAAAUAACUUUAAAAACACAUCACAUCCAUUUAUUGACAGAUGUUGGUGGCAAUAUAGUGGGAUCUUGAAACACCAGGGAAUGUUCGAAAGCUCUAACUGCAGUUGCAAAUAUUACUGUUUGCAUUGGUGUCCAAUCCAUCAAAGGCCAUCAUGAUUUUGGGUUUUGAAUUUCAUGUUAAAAUGUGCUUUGUUAACAGGGAAUGGAAGCAUAUUCAAUUUCCUAAAAUUUCAGUUCAUGGGGUGUACAGUAGUUUUUAUCUGCUUUUAUUACAGCAGAGU
Pogona vitticeps (central bearded dragon) is the source of this 942-nucleotide messenger RNA. RefSeq names its product complexin 4 (gene CPLX4). Gene Ontology annotation, biological process: regulation of neurotransmitter secretion; neurotransmitter transport; synaptic vesicle exocytosis. Gene Ontology annotation, cellular component: SNARE complex; terminal bouton. Gene Ontology annotation, molecular function: syntaxin binding. Lineage: Eukaryota; Metazoa; Chordata; Lepidosauria; Squamata; Agamidae. The record is from RefSeq and is a predicted model, not a curated record.